AUGUAUGUUUUGAAGAAUAAUGGUACACAACAACUGUUGAAAACGGAAAGUACUGAUUUUCUCCCGCGAUGUGUAAAGCUGACUGUUGAAUUCGAAGAAGUUCAUGGUACAAGACCAAGUAAUGAACGAUUAUUUCGUCUGAUUGCUGAAUUAGUGGACGCGGUCGAUUCAAGUGAAAAAAAAUUGGUUAGUGAUAAGUGUGCGUUUGGAAAUGUAAACUUUGGUCGAUUAUUUACAAUUGGAAUGCGUGAACCACGUGAUAAACAAGCAACAACAUCAUUUACAUCAAAAAAUUAUAAAAGUCGUCUUGAACUCUGCCAGGCACCAUCUAACUAUUAUGUUGUUGUAUUUUUUUUUUCACUUGAAUUAACAUCAACUACAUAUACAGGUUUAGCUGGAAAUUUAAUAUUUAUUUCAUGGACAAUUGGUCAAGUUAUUGUUACUCUAUUUGCGUUUAUAACACUUGAUUGGCAAAAAUUAAAAUGGGCUAAUACAGCUUUUAUUGGUUUAGGAAUACCUUAUCUUUAUUUUAUGCCAGAAUCACCAUUAUAUAUUUAUGCUAAAGGACAAUAUGUUUCACUUGAAAAUAUUCUAAAACGAAUAGCAACUCAAAAUGGACGAAAAGAAACUGAUUGGUAUUCAUAUUAUCAAGAAUUCUUACGUAAUCAACCGAAAAGAUUAUCACAAACAAGUGAAUCAACAUAUUCUCAAAAUUCUUAUCUAUUACUUAUCAAUCGAACAACUAUAAUUAAAUUAAUAUUAACAGCUACUAUAGCUAUGAUGGAUACUUCACCAUAUUUAGGAAUAUUAUUUGGUGCUAUUGUUGAAACAAUCAGUUAUAUAACAAGUUCUUUACUUAUUUCUAGUAGACUUGGUCGAAAAGGUUCAUUUAUUUUAAUGAUGAGUCUUACAAUUAUUUGUAUUAUUCUUAUUCCAAUUAUUGUAAAAUAUAAUUCAAUUGCAAGUCUUGGUUUAGCUCAACUUGGAAAAUAUACAAUAUCUAGUACAACUGCAAUUGCAUGGAUAUUUGUACCAGAACUUUUUCCAACUUCAAUUCGAAGUAUUGCUAAUGGAGUUUUUAUUGUAUUUAGUCGUCUUGGUGCUAUAACAGCACCAAUUAUUUAUACAACAAUAAGUAAAAAUUAUUUAUCAUAUACAUUUUAUGUAUCAGCAGUUUUAGCAUUUGUUGUUUUAUUAUUUUCAUUAAUGUUACCCGAAACAAAAGAUAAACCAAUGGAUGAUAUAAUAGAUUAUACUACAAGUAUAACUGAUGUUUAA
This is a messenger RNA of Rotaria sordida, 1278 nucleotides long. The record is from the annotation of a GenBank genome assembly. NCBI's taxonomy places the organism in Eukaryota, Metazoa, Rotifera, Eurotatoria, Philodinida, Philodinidae.